Molecule: messenger RNA, 3289 nt
Organism: Plutella xylostella (diamondback moth)
Lineage: Eukaryota; Metazoa; Arthropoda; Insecta; Lepidoptera; Plutellidae
Product: phosphatidylserine lipase ABHD16A
Biological process (GO): monoacylglycerol catabolic process; phosphatidylserine catabolic process
Cellular component (GO): endomembrane system
Molecular function (GO): glycerophospholipase activity; monoacylglycerol lipase activity
Source: RefSeq, a predicted model, not a curated record
GUCUCGUCUGUCAAGCGGAGUUGUCGCUUGACUUCGGUUCGCGGAAACAUUGCCUGUUUUAAAGAAUUCUCUCAUCUCAUUCGCAGUUAUUUAACGUUAGUUCGCUUCAGUGCUAAUAUAAAUUGAAUUAUAAUUUAGCCGAUUGGUCUACUUUGACCAAUUGCGACUUUCACCAUGCGGCAAAUUUUGCAAUGUUUGUUGUCCCCACGUCUGUACAAGAUCUACUAUGAUGGAACUCCGUAUUACACCAAAAACAAGUUGGAGCGUUGGGGAAGCAAUGUCAUUAUCUCGGCCAACGCUAUGCUCAACUUAGGCAUCUACUCCUCCCCUCUCCUCCUGAUGUACCUGUACCGCCGUGGUCUGUACACUGUUGACGAGAUGAAGACCAUGGGCCGUGUGUUCGGAGGUAUCGGCUGCAUCAUAGCGGCCUCGCUGCUGCUCCGCGCCGUGGGCAGGGUCUACAACCCUGAGUACAUGAAGUUCAUGAAAGUCUUGAACCAGGACCGCAGAGACAUGAGAGAGUACUUGAUGUCGAUCCGCAUGUACGACUUUGACUUCUCCCACUGGCCCGUUUCGUUCGCUGUUCCACGUAAAGCCAAGUCGUGGAGCAUCUCGAACCCGUUCAAGAACAGCGCCAACCCGGACAUGGGCUUCCUUUUCCGCCUGCUCAUCCAGAUCCUGGCGAUCUUCGCGAGCCGCACCUUCGCCAUCCGCCUCAUCUACCCGGGCACGCUGAGCGUCAUCCACAACCUGCUUGUAGGUCCAGCUCUGCUGCACGGCCGCACCCAGUUGGUGGAAGUCCACGACGGCAAGCGCGCCAAGAUCGCCACCGCCGAUGGCAACCACAUCGACACCAUGUUCGUGGACAAGCGCGGGGACACCCGAGGAGACAUGCUGGUCAUCUGCUGCGAGGGGAACUCAGGGUUCUACGAAGUGGGCAUCAUGGUCACCCCGAUUAAAGCGGGAUUCUCAGCCCUCGGCUGGAACCAUCCCGGUUUUGCUACUAGCACGGGCAUGCCAUUCCCGUCUCAAGAACACAACGCGAUCGACGCCGUGGUGCAAUACGCGAAGAAGGAGCUCGGCUUCCAAGAGAACCAGCUGGUGUUCUUCGGCUGGAGCAUCGGGGGCUACACCGCCACCUGGGCCGCCGUCAAGUACCCCGCCUGCAAGGCUCUGAUCUUAGACGCCACGUUCGACGACCUGCUGCCGCUAGCCGAGCGUCAGAUGCCGGCGUCGUGGCGCCGCCUGGUGCGUGAGGUGGUCCGCUCCCAUGUGGACCUGCACAUCGCUGAGCUGAUCUCCAAGUAUUCCGGACCGGUCAAGCUGGUGCGACGCACUGAGGACGAGAUUAUUUGUCUUGAACAAGGCAAGCUGAAGUCCAACCGUGGUAACCACCUCCUCCUGAAGCUACUCGAAGCCCGUCACCCCGAGACCCUGGAGAAGCAUGGCCCGGCCAUGGCGGCCUACGCUGCCCUGAGGGACUCCCAGCGCGUCGGAGUGGACGACAACGAUGGGCAGGACGAGAACGGGAGGCCACUGCUGCUGAUUAACAAGUACAUGUGUGACUACCGCUCCACUCACUGCACGCCGCUGCCCGAUCAGGAGUUUGUGAACAUCCUCAAGUACCUGCUGAAACGCGACCUGUAAGCCAAUCGCAGCCGAGCCCGUCUAGUCUCAACCAAUCACACGCGACCCGUGACUCUGUGAUGCACAGGCUCACCCAAUCGGAACAACUGGAUUACAUUUAUUCAAUUAUUAUAUUUCUCGAUGUAAUUUUGCACUAUAAAGGCAAUUUGCACUAAAUGUUCUCCUACAGCCGCCGUACUGUCCAGUCUAUUUGUAAUUUUGUAUCCGUAUCUAUAGUGUGUAAUGUAAGGGUUAUUUUAAUUCGACCUAAAGAUAAAAGCCAGUGAAUACCAGGGUUAAAUAACUGAUUCAGAGUUAUAGUUUAUCAAAAAAGAAUAGCAAAUUUUGUUUAUAUGUUUUGUCUCUUUUCGUGAGUCAUUUUAAAACAUUUAAACAACGAUCAUUUACUUAGAAAAAAUUAUAAAUUACCAAAGUUUUAUACACAAAAUCUUUUUUAACCUAUACUUCAUUUCUUUAUCGUAUAUCUUCGCCCUUCUACUUCAGGGUCCAUGAACAUUUUAAUACUUUCUUGAUUUGUGUAUAAGUUGUCAUCAAUAUGUAUAAUUAUCUUUUUGACUAUGGUGUCCACCAGAGAAACAAUCGGACAACGAAAACUAAUUCUUUAUUGACCUGGCUAUGAUUCCUUGACUACGUUUGAAUUAAUGCUAAGUAUAUGUUAGUGUAGAUGUUUUGCUAUUGUACGUAGAAGACAUGCUAUGUUUUAAAUAUUCGAUGUAUUUGCUUGAUGUAUUAUCUUAUCUUUGUGACAGGGAAUCAUCAUGCAUUAUGACUAAGUGUACCAUUCCAUUCAUUAGCUCAAAGAGGGCCAAGUGUAGGUUUUUCUUAACUGAUCUAGCAGUGGAAUGUACUCAGAUUUGUAUGGCGCGGAGCUAGUGCAGCUACUUACCGCUAGGUGGCGACUCUCGCGCCAUAUAAAUCUCUACACACUCAACACUCAUCUUUACUCGCCAUUACUCGAACGGAGUAAAAACUAGCACUUCUUAUGCUGUUUCGGAAAUAAAUUGAAAAUUAUGGGUGCAUGUUUUGUUGUUCUCUGAAUCCAAGUAUUUGUCUGAAUGACCUUUUUCUAUUUUACACAAACUUUUGUGCUUUUUGACAUGAACUCUUUUGAUAUAGGUAUUAUUAUGUACACAACGCAGUUAGUAGUCUUAUUAUAUUUAUUUAAUUAAUUAAUUAAGAUUGGUGGUCGUUUAUAAAUGUGACAAGUAUUAAUGUUUCAAUAUUCAAUUACCUAAUUAUAAUAUAAUCAAUAACCAUACUAUUAUACACUUUCAUAGUCAUUAUGUGCUUGUAAUUCAGCAUUGAAAUUGUGCACAAACGAAAUUGUUUGUGCCUCCAUCUGCCAACUCCAUGUUGUAUCGUACAUCUUAAAUGAAUGCGAGAUUCUUUUGACUUUGGCAAAAAAAUCAAAGCUGACUCACGAUUGAAUGAGUGUCAUUGCUGAUUUGCAAGCAGUAACACAAGUAUUUGUAUCACUUCAAACCUAGAAUUAAUAAUAAGUGUAGUAUUUCAAUGAAAUAUACUAACAUCAUGUAUUCGAAAUUAUAGAAAUACCUUGAGUCCUACAUUCUGAUACAAUGCAUUUAUUAUCUAUAUGUUUCGAUGUAACGUAAGUCAAUAAAGUUUGACCACCUUAGAGGUA